UGUGUAAUCCGAGCAAGCGGACUCGGGCAACCUCAGCUGCCGUGCAGCGCUUUGAGUAGCGUGGAGAGAAGGGCUGCCUCUCGCCCCCCACUCCUUUCUUUCCUUCCCUCUUUCUUUUUUGCUUCCUCUCCUCUCGAGCUCCGGGAAAAUCCGGAAUAUUUGCACCCUCCCCCUUUCUUUUUUGUUUUGCUGCGGGUCUUCCAAAAAAGCGUGUGGAGGUUCUAGUCCGCACCAGUCUGGCCCGUGCGUUCCGACUCCAGCCGCAGCUUUGCAGCGAAUUUUCUUUCCCUUUUUUUGCAAGGAAAAGGAGGGGGGGGGCAAAAACUCAGCCUUCCGAGGCGUGCCCUUCAGUGUUCUCUCGCUUCUGGGAAAUCACCAUGGACAGAAAACAAGAUCCCAAGAGACCAGUGAAAAAAAGUAAGUUAGUAAAGAAGCCAAGGCCUCCUAACAUUACAAUUCCACCGGUCAUCAGGCAGCCUUCUGUCCCCCUGACGCCUCCAAGGAACUUGGAUUCUCGGACUUUUAUUACCAUUGGUGAGAGAGAGUUUGAAGUGGAGGCUGAUGACCUUGUGAGCAUUUUGGAACUUGGACGAGGCGCCUACGGCGUGGUGGAAAAGGUGUGGCAUGAGCAGAGCGGGACCACCAUGGCCGUGAAGAGAAUCCGGGCCACUGUGAACACUCAGGAACAAAAGAGACUAUUGAUGGAUUUGGACGUCAAUAUGCGGACAGUCGAUUGCUUCUAUACAGUCACUUUCUACGGUGCUCUUUUUCGAGAGGGAGAUGUAUGGAUCUGCAUGGAGCUGAUGGACACGUCUUUAGAUAAGUUCUACAAAAAGGUCCUGGAGAAGAAGAAAACAAUCCCAGAAGAUAUAUUGGGGAAAAUUGCCGUGUCUAUCGUCCGAGCCCUGGAGCAUCUACACAGCAAACUGUCAGUGAUUCACAGAGAUGUGAAGCCAUCCAACGUCCUAAUCAAUAAGGAAGGACAUGUGAAGAUGUGUGAUUUCGGCAUCAGUGGCUAUUUGGUGGAUUCUGUUGCAAAGACAUUGGACGCCGGUUGCAAACCAUACAUGGCUCCAGAGAGGAUAAACCCAGCGCCAGAUGUGAUCCAAAAGGGAUACAAUGUGAAAUCAGAUGUCUGGAGCCUUGGGAUUACCUUGAUCGAGCUAGCCAUCCUCCGGUUCCCUUACGACUCCUGGAGGACCCCAUUCCAGCAGCUCAAACAGGUGGUGGAGGAGCCUUCUCCCCAGCUUCCCACGGAUCGCUUCUCCACGGACUUUGUAGACUUCACGGCACAGUGUUUGAAGAAGAAUCCUGCGGAACGAAUGAGCUACUUAGAGCUUAUGGCCCACCCGUUCUUCACCUUGCAUGACACCAAAGUGACCUCCAUGGCUUCCUUUGUGGUAGAAAUCCUAGGAGAAGACUCUUAAAUUUUCACAGACCUUGCUGUCGAACACAGAAAAACAGCACAGCGUCAUCCUGGCUGGCCCUGUUGAGGAGAGAAGGAAAUAAGGACUUUAGCAUUAAUGGUGAUUUGCACAAAACUGAAUGAAUGUCUUUGACGCACCCCCAUCCCCCAGCCAGGCUUGUAGGCAUCUUCUUGGACUCCUGAUUUUUUUUUUAAAAGAGAGGCCUCUGUGCAUGACAUGGUAUCUAUAAAUAGAAGUCAAGUUAUGGAGUAUAGCCACGCACAGUGUGUUGUGGGGGGACUGGUCUGUGCCUGGGACAGGCGCUCUUCUCGACGCCACCUUUUGGUCGUGCCUGUGAAUUAAUGUGCAGUGCUCCUUUUCAGGGGCAGUUUACUUGAACUGGGUUUGCAGAAAACAGGCGCUUUGGAAGUGCACUUGCCGAGGCAUGACAAAUGCCCAUGGGCAGCUGCCAUGAUUUGAUCUGUGCAGUCAGCAGUCUUGGCCUGUUCUGGUUCUGUUUGUGAAAGGGGGUUAGAUGGGGAUUGCAGCCCCCUCCCCAAAUGCUUCUUUAUGUAAUGCUCCUCCCUGCCCGUAGAAAACUAGCACUAAAAGGAUGUCUAGCUGAAACCUCCUCUUCCCCUUUUGUUUGGAUGUACUAAUAUGUUUGCUUGUUUUACACUGAUGCUCAUUGAAGAUGUGGCUUCUUUUUAUUCCAAGAAGGUAGCUGCCACAUGAUUGUGUGGAACCAUGUGGCUUCCCUCUUAGGCACCUGCCUCCUCCUAUUUUUUUAACAAGCCUUCCAGCUGCUGCUCAGCUGGAUUUUCGUUUUGGUCCGCAAACCUGGUCUAAACGGAGCUCUUUACAACUAACCUCUAAAUCUCUUUAGUGGAGGGUGUGUUUGGAUGAAUGGCUGAAUCCAUUCCCAGACUGCAGAAGUAAUUGCCAAGGAGCGAUUCCUUCACCACCACCACCCCCGUGCCCUGUGCGCUGAGUCCAGCCACAACCAUGUGCUGACAUCACAACUUGGUACCUCUCCUGAUACAUCUAAGGGAGUUUGAUUGACCUCGCUUCUUCAAGACGUGAUGUGCCUUGCUGCCUUGGCCUGCUUCCUGUCAUCUGCAGCUGCCCAUGGCUAGUUCUGCCAUCCAAAUGCCUGCUUGGGGUAGGGCAGCGAAGAGAGUGCCAAGGUGUGUCAGGGAGUUGUGGAAGCUGGCUGGCAUUCUCUUUUGGGCCCCCGCCACUGCUGGUAGCACAGCACAAAGUCCUCUGGGUCUUCCCUGCCUUGUGUUUCUGCUCUGCUCAAAAUCACAGCCUCCCAAGUCUCCUUUUCGUUUAACAGCACAAGCGUUGGGGCUUCAGUUACACACAAGGGCUUGCGGACUCAGGUUUAGCUGCUUGCAGAGGUGCGUUUGCCACCCCCGUCGGCAGGAAUUCCACAAGUUAAAUUUUGCUGGAGACACGUCAGAGCAUAAAGAUGCUGCUGCUUUAAAUAAAAAGUGCUUCACAGAGGCCCUGCCUGCCUCAGUCAUGGUUCCUGUGCGCCAGGCUGGGCAUCCUUGGCCUGUUUUGCCAUGGGCUUGCAAGCCUUGCUCCUUUGUUGUAUUGAAAUAUGCCCCCCCUUCUCCACAUGGCUCCUGUAAAGAGUUGCUUUUAUGAACAACAACAACAAAAAAUCAACCAUCGAGAAUUCCCUUUUCCCUCUCCCCUUUCUAUGUAACUGCUUCAGAACUUUUUUCCCACUGCCUAAAAGGGAAACAUAAAUUCUCUCUCGGCACAGUUAAAACAUUCUGUAGAUCAUAUCACAUUUUUCUCUUCCUAAAUGAUUUCUUUUAUAAACAUCUUAAUAUAUUUGUACAUAUAUAUAAAUUUUAUUUAACAAACCACUUGAUUAUGCGUAUUAAGAAGGAGGGCUUGGCAAGGAUUUAAAAAAAAAAAAAGGGAAGCCAGAAACUUAUAAAGAACAGUUGAGAGAACUGUUUUAAAAAAUAAUAAUAAUGGAAUUAUUUUUUAAGCCCUAAGAAUUGUCUUUUGGGAAGCAGCAAGGUAUCUUUAUGAGUGUGUGUGUAUUAAAAAGCUGCCAAUUUUUAACCAGUCCUUUGUAAAGACAUAUGUUCCCUCGAUGCUUGCUACUAUGCCCUGAUCUUUGAAGACAGCCCUCCGAGGAGAAAUCAAUUUUUCUUUUUUAUUACCCCACUCCCCCAAAUUACUAAAGUUCCCAACCUUAAGACCCUCAUGGUUCUGUAUGAAGUUUCUAGACCACAUGCUUGCUCUGUACUGAACUUUCCCGUUUUCCUAACCCAUGGAAUCCUUCUAGAUUUCCCUCCUCUCACACUCCUCCCAACCAGUUUCUCCUGAGUUUUAACGCAAACAUCAUACCAUCACCCUUUGAACUGCAGCCAUUGUGGUUUGCCUUUUUAUCGUUGAUGGUUUUAGAUUCGUCGUCCUGCCUUGCACGGUGCGUCAUUUCCUGUCAUUUCCCGUUGUCCCCUUUCCCAUUCCCACCCCCACCCCUAACUGUACGAAUUUGGAGUUGAAAGACUCUCUUUCUGGACUUUGGUAAAAGUCUGGCUAUAGGUCUGUGUUUAGUUUUUUUGGUGGGGGGAGAAACCAGCGCAGGAAAUGAACGUGUUGCGCAAGAGGUCUUGAAUUGGGUCCAUAUAAAACAAAAAUGAACUUCUGCGGGCUGAUUGACUCUCAAGACUCCUCCCCUGCCCUCUGUUUUACAUAUGCAGAUUUUUUUUCUUUUUGCCCCCCACCAUAUUUCCUCCCCUCAUUUUCCUUCCCUGUAAGAAGCUCCAGUGGAAAUGGAAAGAUGCUCCGUAUCUUAAGAAAGGCCUGAUUGCUUUUCGGAGGACUAUUUGUAACAGCUAACUUGGUUGUUUGUUUUCAAUAAAAGGAGCCCUAGAUCUGG
Eublepharis macularius is the source of this 4317-nucleotide messenger RNA. It is a transcript of the gene MAP2K3, whose product is annotated as mitogen-activated protein kinase kinase 3. The record is from RefSeq and is a predicted model, not a curated record. The coding region runs from base 378 to 1427 and encodes 349 amino acids. Gene Ontology annotation, biological process: MAPK cascade; protein phosphorylation. NCBI's taxonomy places the organism in Eukaryota, Metazoa, Chordata, Lepidosauria, Squamata, Eublepharidae. Gene Ontology annotation, molecular function: ATP binding; MAP kinase kinase activity. The transcript has 13 exons.